This is a messenger RNA of Eremomyces bilateralis CBS 781.70, 697 nucleotides long. RefSeq lists its product as uncharacterized. The record is from RefSeq and is a predicted model, not a curated record. NCBI's taxonomy places the organism in Eukaryota, Fungi, Ascomycota, Dothideomycetes, Eremomycetales, Eremomycetaceae. Bases 176 to 463 code for a protein of 95 amino acids. The transcript has a single exon.
UCGCUCAAUACGACAACAUCGACAAUUUGACAUCUUGUUCAGUUGUUCUCACUCAUGAAAAGACGUUGCAUACGGAUAGGAUCUUGCCAUGUCGUCUUUCUAGCUAGGGGUGGGCUGGACGAGGGUAAUAUGUUAUCGAACUGCCCGUCUACAUCGAGCUAGGAGACCGGUUCUCAUGAGUUUCUGCCUCGUGCUGCUCCAGAUCUUGACAGCCACAACGCGCCCUCUAAUUUCAUCCGAUCCUCUGAUUUCUGCGCCUCAUCUAUUGAUUUGGUUGGUUCUAGACGUCAAUUCUGGUUUAUUUGGUAUCCUGGAGAUACCCUCCCCUUCCACAGUGGGUAAUAUCGUCCAGCCUCGCUGCCAACGAGACCUUCUACCUAUACAUUUCCCAUAUAUGAAAUCAAGCAAAGUCAACAUCCAGUCCAAGAGCAGAUUAAUCCGCGUCAGUACCUCAAAUCACUGACACUCUCGGGUGCGGUGGCGUGGGUACUUAUCUCGAAAACGGUCAGCGUCCAAAUAUAUUGCAUGUUAGAUAAGUUCACUCGCAUUAUGGCGGAAUAGAUUUGAAUUCCGCGCCUUACUGACGAUUUCACGUACCUAUCCUACCGCAAUAGAAAUCGCAUGCAGCAUAGCCGAACGCCAAAGUGGCCUAUUUUCGCAGAUGGGCCGUGGAUGCAUCUAUCAACAUUCAUCUCGG